CUCUCUCUCUCAUACAGAGAAAAAUCUCAAACCCACCUCGGGAUCAUCGUUUUCAUCAAUCACCCACUAAAAAAACAAUGAUCUCUUCAAUUAAACCGGCUUCAUCUUCCUUCUCCACCGUCUUCACCGGCGUUAGGCGGUCAAUUCCGACGAAUCUCCGGUUCUCUCCAUUAAACAUCAUAAGAAACUCCAACAACCAAAGCUUCAACAACUCCAAUGUCUCUCACCAAAAGCCUCUGUACAUUUCUUCUUCUCAGAAUUUCAAGCGUGAAGUCAGAGUCGAAGCUUACGAGGCCGAUCGAUCUCGUCCACUCGACAUCAACAUCGAGCUUCCCGACGAACAAUCGGCGCAGAAGCUAAAAAUCGGAAUCUAUUUCGCGACUUGGUGGGCACUUAACGUUGUCUUCAACAUCUACAACAAGAAAGUGCUCAAUGCUUUUCCUUACCCGUGGCUAACUUCGACCUUGUCUCUCGCUUGUGGGUCUCUUAUGAUGCUCGUCUCUUGGGCCACUAGAAUCGCCGAAGCUCCUAAAACUGAUCUCGAUUUCUGGAAAACUCUUUUCCCGGUCGCUGUGGCACACACGAUAGGACACGUGGCAGCAACAGUGAGUAUGUCAAAAGUAGCAGUUUCCUUCACACACAUCAUAAAAAGUGGUGAACCAGCUUUCAGUGUAUUGGUCUCAAGAUUCUUCUUGGGAGAGACUUUCCCUCUUCCUGUUUAUCUCUCUCUCUUACCAAUCAUCGGAGGCUGCGCUCUCGCCGCUGUCACCGAGCUUAACUUCAACUUAAUCGGGUUUAUGGGAGCGAUGAUAUCGAAUUUGGCGUUUGUGUUUCGGAACAUCUUUUCCAAGAAAGGCAUGAAAGGGAAAUCACUUAGUGGAAUGAACUACUAUGCUUGCUUAUCGAUGAUGUCUCUUUUGAUUCUCACUCCCUUUGCAAUCGCUAUAGAAGGUCCUACAAUGUGGGCUGCUGGUUGGGAAAAUGCUGUUUCUCAGAUCGGACCAAACUUUGUCUGGUGGGUAGUAGCACAGAGUGUGUUCUACCAUUUGUAUAAUCAGGUCUCAUACAUGUCUUUAGACCAGAUUUCUCCAUUGACUUUCAGUAUUGGUAAUACGAUGAAGAGGAUCUCUGUCAUUGUGGCUUCGAUAAUCAUUUUUCACACUCCGAUUCAACCUGUCAAUGCCCUCGGUGCUGCCAUUGCGAUUCUUGGAACUUUCCUCUACUCACAGGCUAAGAUGUGAGGAUGGCUUAUGAGGAUAUCUUUUUGGGGUAGAUUUUGAUAAAGAUUAGAUAACAUGAGUAACCGGAGAGGAGAGAAUUUUCUGGUGAGAUCAACAUGGGAAAGUGCUUUUCGCGGUAAUUGGAUAUGAGGAAACUGGAGCUUGAAGUUGAUAAUCACAUCAGAGGGUUUUGCUUGUUUCUUACAUCGUGUGUGUAGUGUUCUAUAUCACAAGAGCGACUAAAUAUUUCUAUAUCAUAAGUAUAGUUUUCUCCAUGCAUUAUGAAUAACAUCAAUUCUUCUUAACUUA
Molecule: messenger RNA, 1529 nt
Organism: Eutrema salsugineum
Lineage: Eukaryota; Viridiplantae; Streptophyta; Magnoliopsida; Brassicales; Brassicaceae
Product: glucose-6-phosphate/phosphate translocator 2, chloroplastic
Exons: 5
Coding region: 78-1241 (387 amino acids)
Biological process (GO): transmembrane transport
Cellular component (GO): membrane; Golgi apparatus
Molecular function (GO): triose-phosphate transmembrane transporter activity; antiporter activity; phosphoglycerate transmembrane transporter activity
Source: RefSeq, a predicted model, not a curated record